Molecule: messenger RNA, 910 nt
Organism: Lotus japonicus
Lineage: Eukaryota; Viridiplantae; Streptophyta; Magnoliopsida; Fabales; Fabaceae
Product: LOB domain-containing protein 4-like
Exons: 2
Coding region: 273-758 (161 amino acids)
Source: RefSeq, a predicted model, not a curated record
GGGCAAAAGAUCUUAUCAACAUCGACGAUUUUGUCCAGCAUAAUCUAUACCAUGUUCUUUUGUAGGACCCUUUAAAGAUUUGAUGUCACGUAAAAUCUCUAUAUAACAUCACCUGCAUCCCCCUCCUUAAGUCCACUUUCUCAACUUUCUGCUUUCUUCCUUUUUCAAGCUCCAUUAGCUACCCACCUUGACCUAUUUCUUAUUGGAAGAUCCUGCCAUUUUCCUACUUUUUUUUCUGAUCAAGUUUUUGAAAAUUUAACAUUUUGAAGGAGAUGAAGGAGGGUGGCAGAAAACAAGUUCCAAUGUCGCCAUGCGCGGCAUGCAAGCUUCUUAGAAGGAGAUGCGCAAAGGAUUGUGUGUUUGCUCCUUAUUUCCCUGCAGAUGAACCCCAGAAGUUUGGCAGUGUGCACAGGGUUUUUGGAGCUAGCAAUGUGAACAAAAUGUUACAGGAGUUACCGGAACACCAACGGAGUGAUGCGGUUAGUUCGAUGGUAUAUGAAGCCAAUGCAAGGGUGAGGGAUCCGGUGUAUGGAUGCGUGGGAACCAUUUCCUCUUUGCAGCAACAAGUUGAUGUGCUUCAAACCCAAUUGGUACUAGCACAAGCUGAGGUUGUGCAAAUGAGAAUGCGCCAAUUCUCAACCUCAUCAUCAGAUCAGCACCAACCUCCAACACUCUCCAAUUCAUCCUCACUGAACUUAUACCAAUCAGGCAGGUCCCUUUUAGGCACAGACAUGGGUCAAUCCUUGUGGUCAUACUAACUCAAUUAGCUUAUAUAUGGUGUGCUUAUGUAUAGUAUAUAUAGAUAUAAACUAAUCAGAAGUUUAAGACCUAUUGGAAUUGUAAUAGAAAAAUGACAUUAAGGCUCAUGUUUUAAGUUAUUUUAAUGAUAUCUUGAGCUUUUAAUUGGUUA